AUGGCUUUUACUGUACGUUUGUUUCUGCUUUCUUCAUUGCUUCUGCUACCAACUUAUGUGCUUGCACAAACUAAUGGGAGCAUAGCUGUGGGUGCUUCUCUCUCCACAGCAGGAAACUCCUCAUGGCUUUCUGCCUUUAGGUUCCAGCAACUUGAAAACAAUAAUCUUUUCUUGCUGUCUAUAUGGUUCGCCAAGAUACCAGACAGAACCAUAGUUUGGUAUGCAAAUGGGGAUAAGCCUGCACCUAAUGGUUUAGUUGUGACUUUGACUGCCAGCAGUGGGCUAGUUCUUACAAGUUGUCAGGGUGAGCAGUUAUGGAAAUCCAAUCAAACCGUUGCUGGCGUUGUUGCUCAUGGGGUUAUGAAUGAUACAGGUAACUUUGUUAUGGAAGACAAAAAGUCAGCAAAGUUAUGGGAGCCAUUCAAGAAUCCUACUGAUACCAUGUUGCCUGGGCAAAUAAUGGAACGAGGAGGGAAACUUUCUUCUCGAAAUUCAGAGACUGACUAUUUGAGAAGAUGCUUCCAGCUAGAUUUUCAUGAUGAUGGGAAUCUUGUGUUUAGGGAGCAAAGACCUUUUUAUUCAACCGCGACUACCACAGGGAGUGUUCCAGGUCAUGAAGGUCUACAGUUGGUUUUCAAUGAUUCAGGUAACUUCUAUAUUCUGCGGGUGAAUGGUGGACAUUAUCCUUUCACAACAGAGGAACUUGCAGGAAGGGACUACUAUCUCCAGUCAACUCUCAUCUUUGAUGGCGUUUCGGCUUAA
Rosa chinensis is the source of this 762-nucleotide messenger RNA. RefSeq names its product G-type lectin S-receptor-like serine/threonine-protein kinase RLK1. Bases 1 to 762 code for a protein of 253 amino acids. Lineage: Eukaryota; Viridiplantae; Streptophyta; Magnoliopsida; Rosales; Rosaceae. The transcript has a single exon. The record is from RefSeq and is a predicted model, not a curated record.